UGCAUUCCCUCGUGAGCUGAAGGAGGUAUUUGCAUCUUGGAAGCAGCAGUGCCUGAGCAGGGGCAAGCAGGACAUCAGCGAACGCCUGAUCAGUGCCUCCCUCUUCCUUCGCUUCCUGUGCCCUGCCAUCAUGUCCCCCAGCCUCUUCAACCUCAUGCAGGAGUACCCGGACGACCGGACAUCGCGCACACUCACGCUGAUUGCUAAAGUUAUUCAGAAUCUCGCCAAUUUUGCUAAGUUUGGUAAUAAGGAAGAGUAUAUGGCCUUCAUGAAUGACUUCCUGGAACAUGAAUGGGGAGGAAUGAAGCGCUUUCUCCUUGAGCUCUCUAAUUCCGAUAGCGUCUCAGCCAUGCCUGGAUUUGAGGGCUACAUCGACCUGGGCAGAGAACUCUCAGUUCUGCAUUCCCUCUUAUGGGAGGUUGUGUCCCAACUUGAUAAGGGUGAAAAUUCCUUCCUACAGGCGACCAUGGCAAAACUGGGACCUCUUCCUCGUAUUCUCAGCGAUAUCACCAGAUCAGUGACCAACCCUACGCCCAUACAGCAGCAGCUGAGGCGUUCCACUGAGCACAGCUCUAGUCCAAGCGUCAGUGGCAGUCUCCUCUCAGGGCUUCAGAAGAUAUUUGAGGACCCCACUGAUGGUGACUUGCAUAAGCUGAACUCUCCAACCCCGGAAAAUGCAGAUGGAUAUUUUAGGGGCAAGACUUCACCAUCCACCCAGAGCAUGACUUACUCAGAUAAGGAUGAAGGGGAAAGCAUCUUGCCCAUUGGACGUAGCAUCUCUCUCAUGGACCUUCAGGAUCCUCACAAGACUUACAGUGACCACGCUUCUAUUAUGCACGUGCCUUUGCCCCUGGCCGGCAGCCAGCUCUCAGACACACAGGUGGUCAAUGUGGAACAGCUGUGGGAGACUCAGAGCGCACCCCAGAGCGCUCCCCAGGUGAGAAGGCCUCUACUCCCAGCUUUGAACCAACAGGGUAGCUUCCAGGCUCUCUCCUUCCACAACCCUGUUUACCAGCUCAGCAACCCAUCCCUACUGAUGUUACAGGCCUCUGUGGAUUCCAACCUGGAGAACCUGAGCACUGCCAGCUCCCACAGCGAAGACUUCAAACCCAGUGGACCCAGCAACUGCAGCAUGGAAGACUUCACCAAGCGCAGCAUGCAGAGCGAGGACUUCUCUCAGCACCACGCGGUCCCAGACAAGCAAGUCCCCAUUGCGCUGCCCCGCCAGAACAGCAGCAGCCCAGCACAGAUCCACAGAAUGGACCAAGCCGAGUUGGACGCCAAGGCCAAAACUCCGCAGUCGCUGCCGCACAGCCCUUCCUUGCGGAGCGCGAGCAAAAUGUCCAGAGUGUCAGGGGCCAUGGUCACUGAACCCCAGCGGAAUGGGAGCCGGUCUCGCCAGCAGUCCGCGUCCUCUAGAGAGAGCCCUGUCCCAAAGGUGAGGGCAAUUCAGAGGCAGCAAACACCUAGUAAG
Molecule: messenger RNA, 1474 nt
Organism: Mesitornis unicolor (brown roatelo)
Lineage: Eukaryota; Metazoa; Chordata; Aves; Mesitornithiformes; Mesitornithidae
Product: ras GTPase-activating protein nGAP-like
Biological process (GO): regulation of GTPase activity
Source: RefSeq, a predicted model, not a curated record